This is a messenger RNA of Symbiodinium sp. CCMP2456, 639 nucleotides long. The record is from the annotation of a GenBank genome assembly. NCBI's taxonomy places the organism in Eukaryota, Dinophyceae, Suessiales, Symbiodiniaceae.
AUGGAGGUCGACACGGCCGCCGCCAUGAAACGCUUCCAGGACACCGUGCGCGACGCCCUUCAGCAGAGGCAGAGCGACGGCGGUAUCGUUGGGCAGGUGCUGAAGCAGCUUCCCAUGCAGGAUUUCGUGGAUCUCUUCGACACCCUCCCGCCGGGCAGUGACGAAAUUGUGGCGCUGACGGAGGUUCUGGAGAAGGUCGAAAAGGAGAACUUCGACCGCAUCAUCAUCGACACGGCGCCGACAGGUCACGCCGUGCGCCUCCUGACGUACCCUGACUUUCUAGAGCGACUCGCUGAACGCGUGGCCAGGCUGCGUGAGCGAUUUGGCUGGCUUUCUGGCGACAGCAAAGGUCCGGAUCAGGUGAGAUCCUUUCAGUUCCGCAUGAUCGAGCUCCAGGAGCUCUUCACCGACCCGGACCGGAGCUCCUUUUCCGUGGUGACCAUCCCAACGACCUUGGCAUUGGCGGAGACCAAGCGUCUGCUAGUGCAGCUGGAGGAACAGGACAUCCGCUGCGGUCUGGUCAUCGCCAACCGCAUCUUGGACAUUGAGCAGGUGGGGCAGAUGGCAGCGAGCCAACAGAAGACUCAGCAGGUGGCUCUCGAGGCCUUGGAAUCCCUCGCCAAGAGGGAAGGAUUGGAG